GCUUACACAGAGUACAAAACAUACAUAGAUCCCCUCUCAAGUUAAAUUUGGUUUUCUGUCAAGGAACAAGAGUCCAAGACAGCCCAACCAAAACCCUUUCUUGGCUUCUUUUGCCCGACCUACUUCUUGUUUUUAUCCAUUUUUUCUUCUAUUUUUGGCGGCAUUAAUUAUUUUGUGUUGCUGAUUGUGUUUUUUGGGAAGUCAAACAGUCUGGCUUCUGAGUUCAUACAGAUUUCUUGAAUCCGUAUCCGUGGUUCAACUGAUUGAACCAUGGGAAAGUUGUAGAGUUUUGGGCUUGAGAUGGAUUUUUCUGAGGAAAGGUGCAGGUUUGUAUUUGAUCCCUGGAAAUUCUGCUGUUUCUUGAGGUGGAUUCUGUGAAAAGAUUGGUUUUUCUCGAUACGUUUUGUCAGAAUUUUGUGUUUCAUUGAUUGAGAGAUUCUUACUUGGAUUGAUAGGCUUGUGGGUUUUGGGAAUGAGAUGAUAUUGAUCAAUUGGUUGUGGCUUGGGAAUUCUCUGCUUUGUUGGAAAUUUUGUUUCAGGAUAAUGUAAAGAUACUGAGACUCUUUUAUCAGCAUUCUUUGAUUCAUUUUGAGCAGAAUUAGUUUAGUGGGAGCAUCGAAGUUUUAGGUGGCGAUUUAGGAGUGAAAGUUGUGGCUUUUCGUCCAUUUGUUGAUAUGUCUGGUGGAACCCCAGUUGGAGGUGGAUACAUGAGACAGAGGUAUAGUCAGGGAUAUGCAUCAAGUGGUGAUGAUCUCGAGGAUGACGCAUGCUCAAGACCAAUUCCUUCAGCUACCUUAGUUCCUAAAACUCGGACAUGGGUUGAGGUUGUAGAGAAUUUUCUUUGGAUUGCAUCCGCAGUUUUUAUCAUUUAUUAUGGUGACAGACAUUCGAAUUUUAUAUACCUCCUUUGGCAUGACGAUCGCAUUAGAAGGAUUCCAUUGUACAUGGGGAUGUUGGGAAUCAGUUUGAAUGUUCUAUUUUUCUUGUAUACAAGUAUGUUAGCUUGGGGUGUUCGGAAGUCCAGUGAGAAGUGGGAGAUUUCAAGUAUAGCUGCCUUGCCAUUCAUUACUGUGCUUGGGCUCAUUUCUUUCUGCUUGUUCUCUUUUGCAUUGUGGCCAAUCUGGAGUUUCUUGACCCUGCCUCUUGUGUUCACUCUAUUCAUGGCGGGCAUGGUUAUCUUGCCAUAUUUGCUUCUUGGGACUUUCAAGCCGCAACCUGAUGUGCUUCGCACAGAUUAAACAUUUUUUGGGCUCAAUUGAACAAAUUCCUGACUCAAUAGGGACAGAGCAUGGAUAGCAUUUCCGCUGCCGGAGGAUGUCGCUAUGUGGCACUCCAUUCAUUCAUUGGACACUGGUGAUCCCCAGAAGGAGAUCCUGCGUAUUAUUUUUCCCCCUUUUGUACUAAAAUUAGUUUUUUUUUUUUUUUUAAGACAGCUGAAGUGCCAGAAUUACAUCCAGGCAGCGACCUGCUAUUAAUUCAGUAAUCUCUUGAUUGACUGCCAGUAAGAAAUGAUUACAGAUCACGGAAAUACAAUGGUAGGCUUAUUAUGAUGUGAGUUCAGCUCGAUAUCGCUUUCCUCUUAUCUGGAGUUGGUUCCACUCUUUUAGACUGCUGGAAUAGUUUUUGGUUCCACUCUUUUAGACUGCUGGAAUAGUUUUUCCGAACUUUCUUGCAAUCUUAUAUGUACAUUCUGCUCUUUAGAUUCCUAAGAUUACAAGUAGCUGUAACAUGAGUGAAAUGGGUGAUGAUGGUACAUACAAAUCCCAGAGCUUUUUUUUA
Molecule: messenger RNA, 1779 nt
Organism: Coffea eugenioides
Lineage: Eukaryota; Viridiplantae; Streptophyta; Magnoliopsida; Gentianales; Rubiaceae
Product: transmembrane protein 128
Exons: 4
Coding region: 675-1238 (187 amino acids)
Source: RefSeq, a predicted model, not a curated record